Coniosporium apollinis CBS 100218 is the source of this 447-nucleotide messenger RNA. RefSeq names its product cell cycle control protein cwf14. NCBI's taxonomy places the organism in Eukaryota, Fungi, Ascomycota, Dothideomycetes. The coding region runs from base 1 to 447 and encodes 148 amino acids. The record is from RefSeq and is a predicted model, not a curated record. Gene Ontology annotation, cellular component: spliceosomal complex; nucleus. Gene Ontology annotation, biological process: mRNA splicing, via spliceosome. The transcript is spliced from 3 exons.
AUGCCACCCAUCCGCUCCGCGCGCACUCGCAAGCCGCCUCCCGACGGCUUCGACGAUAUCGAAGACACGCUCCUCGAGUUCGCCAACGCGAUGAAAGACGCCGAGAACGCCUCGCACGAAGGGAAGCGGCGCGCCGAGGUCCUGUGGCCCAUAUUCCAGAUCAGUCAUCAGCGGUCGCGAUACAUCUAUGAUCUGUAUUAUGAGAAGGAAGCUAUCAGCAAGCAGCUGUAUGACUGGCUGCUCAAGAACGGGUACGCGGACGCGAAUCUGAUCGCGAAGUGGAAGAAGCAGGGGUAUGAGAAGCUUUGCUGCCUCCGCUGCAUUCAGACCAAAGAGACGAACUUCAACUCGACAUGCAUCUGCCGCGUGCCCCGAGACAAGCUGGCCGAGAACCAGACGAUUGAGUGUGUCAGCUGUGGGUGUCACGGCUGCGCGUCUAGCGACUAG